UUCAUUGCAUCCAUUUUUGUGCAUUUAAGAAAUCUCCAAAAAUUAUAAACCUGGAGGAAAGCGAGAAAGAGAGAGUGUGGGGCUAGGACCAGAAAGAAAAACAAACAAACAAGAGAAGAGGCGACGUCUUUAUUUCAACAUGCGAGCAAACCCAUUCUAAAGGAUGACCGCGAUGGGUUAGACAGGAUUUAACAUGAUUGCAAAAUAAAAGCAAUUGUGUGUAGCGAUGUCAGCUCCACUCGGGCCCCGGGGCCCAGGCGCCCCCCCGCCGGCUGGAGCCCUACCCGACCUGCCGGACCUCAGCCACCUCACCGAGGAUGAGAGGAAGAUCAUCCUGGGCGUCAUGGACCGACAGAAAAAGGAAGAUGAGAAGGAACAGUCAAUGCUAAAGAAGUUGCACCAGCAGUUUGAGAGCUACAAGGACCAGGUGAAGAAGAUGGGGGACGAUACGACCCCGCAGACGGGGACGACAGGAGAACCCCAGAAGAACCCCAAUGACUCUCCUACCUGCGGGAUUUGCCACAAAACCAAAUUCGCUGACGGGUGCGGCCACCUCUGUUCAUAUUGCCAAACGAAAUUCUGUGCUCGGUGCGGAGGACGAGUGUCUCUGCGGUCAAAUAAGGAGGACAAAGUGGUUAUGUGGGUAUGCAACUUGUGCCGAAAACAACAAGAAAUCCUAACCAAGUCGGGAGCGUGGUUCUACAGCAGCGCCGCAGGGCCACGGGGCGGGUCUGAGGGCCCCAGGGGUCGACGUCACGAGGAGGCUCCCCAGGAGAAGAAGGCCAAACUGCAGCAGGAUCUCCUCUACCAGGGGCCCCCAGGGGACAUAUCAGCAGAUAGAAGCAGACCUCCCGGGCUCCCCAGACAAGGCUCCCUCAACAACGGCUCAGGGCUGAGGCACUCAGGUCAAGGACAGGACAUAGACAGGAAACGAAGCCCAUCAGCAUCUAGGGAUACAAACCAAAAAUACGACCAAAGGGAGGAGCGGGGUCAGUAUGCCCCGGGGGACGGCACCAUGCCCAGAUCACCGUCCGACUACGGGGAUGGGGACCCUCGGCGUGGGGCCCCACGGAGGUACCAAGACGCUGAGGCGGCGCGGGGGGAGUAUCGUGGUGGGCGUGGCCGCUGGCGCUCCCAGGAGGACUACCCUCUGGACCAGGACGGGCCCUACCCUCUAGACGGGCCCUACCCUCUAGACGGGCAGCCCAGUGAGUACGAGCUGCAGCGCCAGCGCCAGGAGGAGUACCAGACACGCUACCGCUCCGACCCCAACCUAGCCCGUUACCCCGUCAAGCCCCAGCCCUACGAGGAGCAGAUGAGGAUGCAUGCUGAGGUGGGCCGGGCCAGGCACGAGAGGCGCCACAGUGAUGUGUCUCUGGCCUACACGGAGCAGGACGAGCCCCAGGGACCAAUCCGCCUGUCCAGACAGCAUCUGACCGAGCGCCGGCCGCCCAUGGUGGGCCAACGCUCCUACUCCAUGGACAGAAACUCCCCCACCCCUGGAGGCCACCACCGGACCUCCAACCACAGCCCCCCCACCCCACACCGCAGCCCCGUGCUGGGGGAUAGGUCAGGGGACAUGAGGCGGGGGCCAGGGGAGCCAAUAGGGUUCAGGGGUCAUGAUUAUCUGGACCCCAGCUCUGCAGUCAGGAAGACCAAGAGGGAGAAGAUGGACACCAUGUUGAGGAACGACUCUCUGAGCUCUGACCAGUCCGAGUCCAUCAGGCCGCCGCCACCAAAGCCCCACAAAACCAAAAAGGGGGGUAAGAUGCGGCAAGUGUCCCUGAGCAGCUCGGAGGAGGAACUGGCCACCACGCCAGAGUACACCAGCUGUGAGGACGUGGAGAUAGAGAGUGAGUCUGUCAGUGAGAAAGGGGACAGUCAAAGGGGGAAAAGAAAAACUAUUGAGCAGGCAUUUUUGUCCGACUCAACACACAACACCUUAUCUGAGAGGCAAAAGAAAAUGGUUCGCUUUGGGGGCCACUCAUUGGAAGAGGACGCAGAAUGGUGCGAACCCCAGGUUAAAGACUCUGGCGUUGACACAUGCAGUAGCACUACCCUAAACGAGGACAAUCAGCAUAGCCAUAGUGAGAAGAAUCCAGUGACAUGGCAGCCCUCCAAAGAUGGGGAGCGCCUAAUAGGGCGGAUUCUGCUCAACAAGCGGAUGAAGGAUGGAAGUGUACCUCGAGACUCAGGAGCACUGCUGGGACUGAAGGUGGUGGGUGGAAAGAUGACAGAAUCUGGUAGACUUUGUGCUUUCAUCACUAAAGUGAGGAAAGGAAGUCUAGCGGAUACUGUUGGACACCUCAGACCAGGCGACCAGGUGCUGGAGUGGAACGGGAGGUUUUUACAAGGAGCCACAUUUAAAGAAGUUUACAAUAUCAUUCUAGAAUCAAAGCCAGAACCCCAGGUGGAACUGGUGGUCUCAAGGCCCAUAGGAGAUAUUCCUCGGAUACCAGACAGCACACAUGCACAACUGGAAUCAAGUUCGAGUUCCUUUGAGUCUCAGAAGAUGGAUCGCCCCUCUAUCUCUGUCACGUCUCCCAUGAGCCCCGGGAUGCUGCGGGAUGCCCCCCAGUACCUGUCAGGACAGCUCUCAAGCCAAAGCCUUAGUAGAAGAACAGCGCCUUUUGUCCCUAGGGUCCAGGUCAAACUGUGGUAUGACAAAGUGGGCCAUCAGCUAAUAGUGACCAUCCUGGGAGCCAAGGACCUGCCUUCUAGGGAAGAUGGCCGCCCCAGGAACCCUUACGUCAAAAUCUACUUCCUCCCUGACAGAAGUUUGAAUUAUUGUUCCUCCAGCGACAAAAGCAAGAGGAGAACAAAAACGGUAAAGAAAUCCUUAGAGCCCAAAUGGAACCAGACCUUUAUGUAUUCUCCUGUGCACCGGCGGGAGUUCCGUGAGCGCAUGUUGGAGAUCACCCUGUGGGACCAGGCCAGGGUCAGGGAGGAGGAAAGCCAGUUCCUGGGAGAGAUACUGAUAGAGCUGGAGACAGCCCUGCUGGAUGAUGAGCCUCACUGGUACAAGCUGCAGACCCACGACGUGUCCUCCAUGCCCCUCCCCCGCGCCUCGCCCAACCCCCAGCGCAGACAGCUCCACGGAGAGAGCCCCACGCGGAGGCUACCCAUACAGAGAUCUCAGAGAAUCAGCGACAGUGAGAUCUCUGACUAUGACUGUGAAGACGGUGUUGGGGUAGUGUCAGACUACCGGCAGAACGGCAGGGACCUUCAUAGUUCCACGUUGUCUGUCCCAGAGCAGGCGAUGUCAUCCAACCACUGCUCGCGGUCGGCAGACAUGAACCGUGCGCGGUCGCGGUCCCCCAGCGUUCCCCCUCCACAGAGCAGAAGCCUGGACCCCGGCUAUGACAUUGACCCCGCCUCAUCUCAGUACAGCUCCUCCAGUAGAGUGGACCGGCGCAGUGUGUCCGAUGACCACCACUCACCUGACAGCCGCAACCACCGCAUAUCCAACAUCAGUCGAGAAGAGGCUGUCAGGUUACUGCGCUCCACUAGGAUGUCCCGAGCCCACUCAGAGGGCGCGUACUCCUCCUCUGCUUCCGUCGACUAUGACUACAAGAGGAACCACGGAGCCGUUGACAGGCAUGUGUAUCACAGCAGGUCCAGGUCAGCUGACCAGCGUCCCGCGCUAGAGCGCACCACCACCUCCCGCUCGCGGUCCACGGAGCGGCCUGACUCCGCCCUCAUGAGGUCCAUGCCGUCUUUACCCUCCGGACGCUCCGCCCCUCCCUCACCUGCCUUAACGAGGGCGAACCCCCGCAGCGGAUCGGCCCAAACCAGCCCCACCAGUACCCCCAUGUCCGACAGGAGAGGAGGUCGGCAACUACCACAGCUUCCACCCACAGGGACCAAGGGCAGAAAAGACACGGACUCACCAGGUUGGACCAGCUCAGGUGCUAUGGAUGUGGAGGAGAGGACCAGACAGAUGAAGCUGAAGGUGAACAAGUUCAAGCAGGGGGCCGUGUGCGACUCCAGACUGGAACAGGACUACAACAAGAGGAGGGAUGGUCAGCGGGGUUCAGACAACAUGUCAGCCAAGUCUUCGGACAGUGAUGUAAGCGACGUGUCCGCUGUGUCGAGAACCAGUAGUGCCUCUCGGUUCAGCAGCACGAGCUACAUGUCUGUCCAAUCAGAACGUCCGCGAGGAAAGCAGAAGAUCAGUGACUUUGCGUCCAAAAUGAAAAACAGGCAGUUGGGCACGUCAUCAGGAAGUAUGAACAUGACCAAGAGCACAAGUAUCGGUGGAGACAUGUGCAACCUGGAGAAGACGGACGGCAGCCAAUCGGACACGGGCGUGGGCAUGGUAGGCGGGGACGAGGAUAAGAAGAGGCGCUCCAGUAUUGGUGCCAAAAUGGCGGCAGUGGUUGGCCUCUCGCGGAAAAGCAGGAGUACCUCUCAGCUCAGCCAAACAGAAGCCGGUGGGAAGAAGCUUCGCAGCACCGUGCAGAGGAGCACAGAGACGGGCUUGGCCGUAGAGAUGAGGAGCAGGAUGACUCGGCAGGCCAGCAGAGAGUCCACCGACGGCAGCAUGAACAGCUACAGCUCCGAGGGAAACCUGAUCUUCCCUGGUGUGAGACUGUCCUCCGACGCCCAGUUCUCUGACUUCCUGGAUGGACUAGGCCCAGCCCAGCUGGUUGGACGACAGACGCUAGCUACACCACCCAUGGGUGACAUCCAGAUUGGAAUCGUGGACAAGAAAGGAGCGCUGGAGGUGGAAGUGAUCCGAGCCCGUGGCCUUGUGGGAAAACCAGGUUCCAAGGCACUGCCAGCACCAUAUGUAAAGGUGUAUCUUUUGGAAAACGGAGCCUGCAUAGCCAAAAAGAAAACAAAAGUAGCAAGAAAAACCUUGGACCCCCUUUACCAGCAGCAACUGCCUUUCGAAGAGGCUCCUGGAGGGAAGGUUCUACAGAUCAUCGUAUGGGGAGACUACGGACGCAUGGACCAUAAAUCCUUUAUGGGAGCAGUUCAGAUACUUUUAGAUGAGCUGGACCUGUCUAACAUGGUGAUUGGCUGGUUCAAGCUCUUUCCUCCUUCCUCAUUGGUGGACCCUACCUUGGCCCCCUUGACAAGAAGAGCUUCCCAAACGUCAUUGGAUAGCCGGUCAUAGCAGUGUGUGGACUGAUAGCAUUGUUGUAGCAGCAGCACCCAGUGUUGAGGUUAAACAAGCUGCGACAGACCGGUCACGCCCCCCGGUUACACUGCAUGCUUGAUGUUGUGUCUUCUGAGCCUGUUUCUAGGGGUGCAAACGUGAUCCUGUGUUUUGAGCAAAAUGUCGCACACAUUGUGCGUAGCGAGCGUCGCUCCCUCGGCCGGGUCGGAGCGCCAGCUCAGAUUGGAAGGCCGUAACGGACUCCUUAGCACCAGGAAUUGUCUCUAAAUCGAGCGAUUCCAGGUUUUCAUCCAAUCUUAAGCCAUGGGGGUCGAAACUGGGAACCCGCUCGAUGAGUUCUACAGAAGCCCUUUUCGAAUGAAAAAUACAUGUUUUAGUUUUUAAUUAAUUAUUUUGUUUUUUGUUUGUAUUAUUGUCGAUUUACUUGUAUACCUGAAGGGGUGACUGACAGUGUUGUCCUGUCCAGAAGCUUGGUCACGCCACGCCAACAGAACUAGCUAGAUAUGUAAAUGGAACUAUGAGGAUCAUUGCAAUAGGAGAGGUGGGGUGUCCCAACUAAAGCUCAAACUCUGAAUAUGAGGCCCUAUAUAAAUACCUAUAGGUAGUAGAUCACACCAGAGAGACAAUACUAAAGUUACUAAAGGCAAUACAGAAGUGGCUACUGUACUAUCGACACUCCAGAAUCUAUUGAUCAGAACCCACAACAAGACUAACUUUUAUGACCUAACAUUAUUAUUUCUCUGUUGAUAUAUUGUAUGAAAUUUAAAUGAAGAUUUAAAAAAAAAAAAAAUGUAAUGAUUUUUUUGCAUGGACAAAAA
Molecule: messenger RNA, 5943 nt
Organism: Oncorhynchus tshawytscha (Chinook salmon)
Lineage: Eukaryota; Metazoa; Chordata; Actinopteri; Salmoniformes; Salmonidae
Product: regulating synaptic membrane exocytosis protein 2-like
Exons: 31
Coding region: 227-5122 (1631 amino acids)
Biological process (GO): intracellular protein transport; regulation of synaptic plasticity; calcium ion-regulated exocytosis of neurotransmitter
Cellular component (GO): presynaptic membrane; cytoskeleton of presynaptic active zone
Molecular function (GO): small GTPase binding; transmembrane transporter binding
Source: RefSeq, a predicted model, not a curated record